CACUUACACCAAAAAAUAUAACCCAUUUGUACACCACAGAUUUGCACAAACAUUUCGAUGGUUUACACCGACACAAGUGUUGGUGCGUUAAUAAAAAUUCACACGGACACAAAUGUUGGUGCGUUUAACAAAAAUUAAUUUUACACCAACACAAAAUGUUGGUGCAAAACUGCGGUGUACAAAUUGGGUACAAAACUUGGGUACACAUAGCAUAAUCCUAAUUCAAAAGCUUAACUUGCCAAUCUCAUCAAUUCCAACCUCCUCCUUUUUCAUCUCAUUUUAAUAAAGAAUUCAGAAAAUGGAAAUACCUGUUGCUUACUCCUUGCUCCUCCUUCUGCUCCACCUCCAGAUAUUCACCUCGGAGUCACAAUCAUCUCCUCCGACAGUAUGCAUACUCGGCAGCGGAAUCGGCGGCUCUUCCGUGGCGCAUUUCCUCCGGACCUAUUCCGAUCCAUCUCAACCCCAAGUGGGCUCUAUAAGAAUAUUUGAGCGCCAUGGUGUGGUCGGUGGCCGUAUGGCAACGGUCACAGUCGCCGGCGAUACUUUUGAGUCAGGCGGCUCCAUUCUUCAUCCGAAGAACUACCACGUUCUGAACUUCACUAAGUACCUGAACCUCACCGUCAAAAAGCCUUCGGCUGAAUCGGAUUCUUCUUUUGGCAUUUGGGACGGCAAUAAGUUCGUCUUCAAAACAUUGACUUCAAAUUGCAGGCUCCAAAUUCUUCGAAAAAUCGUGUCUAUCGCCAAUUCCGUCCUCAUUUUUCUUCGAUACGGAUUCUCACUCUUUAGGAUGGAAAAUUUUGUAGAGGGAUCUGUGAAUAAUUUCUUAAAGUACUAUGAAGGAUUAGAGUCUCGGCCAGUGUUUGAGGAUGUUGAGCAAAUGCUUAAAUGGUCAGGGCUGUUUAACUUGACAACACGAACAUUGGAAGAAGAGUUGACUGAUGCGGGCUUAUCUACUACCCUUAUUCAAGAACUUGUCACAGUUAUCACAAGAAUCAAUUAUGGGCAAAGUGUCUCCAUGAGUGGUCUUGCUGGUGCAGUUUCAUUGGCAGGAUCUGGGGGAAAUUUAUGGUCUGUUGAAGGGGGAAAUUGGCAAAUGGCAGCUGGUUUAAUAAACUGUUCAAAUGUUGAAUUGCACCUUGGUGAAGAAAUAGAUUCCCUCUCUCAUUUUGGGGAACAAUAUGACCUCAAAACAACCAAGGGAACGAACUACUCAUGUGAAGUUGUGGUGGUUGCUACACCCUUGGAUGAAUUAAAUAUUCAUUUUGUGCCUGGAAUUUCAAUCCCCCCUAGGAAGCUACAGCACACCCAUACAACUUUCAUUAGGGGUCUCUUAAAUCUCUCUUAUUUUGGCUUUAGGUCAUUGUCAGAUAUUCCUGAAUUGGUUGGCACAAUAGAGACUUCUGUAGUUCCAUUUUCAAGUAUCUCGAUUCUCAAGCGACACAGUGAUCAUGAUAUGACCUACAAAAUGUUUUCACGGAGUCAAAUGGAAGAUGAUUUAUUGGAUCAAAUCUUUAGUGUGAGAAACGAAACUAUCAAAAUUGACUGGGCUGCAUAUCCCGUCUAUCAAGCUCCUGAGGUAUUUGCGCCGCUUGUUUUGGAUGGUCGGCAUCUGUACUAUGUUAAUGCUUUUGAGAAUGCGGCCAGCACAAUGGAGGCUAGUGCUGUAUCAGCUGAAAAUAUAGCACGCCUAAUCCUCUCGAGACUCACCUUUGAAGCACGUCCAGUUUCUCACUUGGGAAGUGCCAGGGAUACAUCCAAAAUGCAUUCUGAACUAUAAGCUUUGCUGCAUUAAGUGGUGUACCAAUUUAGCUGUAAUACUUAAACUGUGUGGCUCUAAUGCUCUAUGUAUGUACGUAUCAUGUAUACAUGAACGGAGUUACCCUAAUGACCCAAGUCACUUCACUAUUUUCCACUGUAAGAGUUCCCACCAUUGUAUAAUAUGGCCUAGGGUUUCCACUGUGACCUAGGGUUGUAAAACAAACGAAUAAUUUGGAUUCGAUUAAUCAAUGAUUUGUAUUCGA
Molecule: messenger RNA, 2021 nt
Organism: Cuscuta campestris
Lineage: Eukaryota; Viridiplantae; Streptophyta; Magnoliopsida; Solanales; Convolvulaceae
Source: the annotation of a GenBank genome assembly